AUGGAGCCUAACGACCAAGCUGAGUUCCCGUUGGAAACGACGUCCUCGCAUACUUUCGGACAGGAGAAUACUAAUCAGAUGACUGCCAUGGAUAUGAUUAAUGUCCCAGUACGUGUCGCUGUCCAAUUAGAGAAAAUGAGCGAGGUAAUGAGAUUGCAGACGAAAGAAUUAGAUCGACUAACAGGAAUUAACAGCCAAUUGAAGAUUGAAAAAGAAAAGCUUAAAGUUGACUUAGAACAAAUUCACGUAGAAUACAAAUUCGCUUGUGACAAGCUGAUGGAAAACGAUUCACUCCUAUCAUCUGUGAAUGCCGAAUUGACAUCUCUGCUCAGAGAACGUCAUGGAAUGCAUGAAAAAAUCCUCCAACUAGAGCGAAAAUAUCAACAGGCCAAGGCAGCAAGUUUGGAAUUUUCGCGAGUUCUCGAGCUUGAGCAUGAGUUAUUUCCAACAAGAUCCUCUCUCGAUAAGGAAAUGAUGGAUCAUGCAGUAAGGGCACCUGCAGCCCCUCCCGACCUGAAUACGUUUGAGGAAGAAAAACAGCAUCUUCUACGUGAUUAUGAAGGAGUUCUCAAAGAGAAAGAGAACUUGAAGCAGAAAUUAGAGAAAGAAUGUAAUUAUUCCAAGGAACUUCUACUCGAUUUGGAGAGGAACAGAACAAUGCUUCUUGACCGCGAAGAGGAAAUCAUAGAUUUGAAAAAAAGAUUGGCCGAUAGUGAACUGGCGGCAAAACAAAAUUUAGAGCAACUCUCUUGUACUCAAUCGGAUCUCCAGAUGGAACGAGGACGCUGUGAUUGGCUUACUUUAGCUUUAACUGACAACGAAGUGCUUAUUGCCCAAAAUAGGAAUGAAUCCAUGUUAUACAUGGAAGAGAACUCGCGUCUAGCGAACGAUCUUAAAGCUGCCAAUGUGACAAUAAUAUCCUUGAAAGCCAAACUAGAAGCUCAGGGACGAGACUUGCUGAACACAAGAAAAGCUUUAAUAGGUUUACAAGACGGAGUAGCACACUGA
Auanema sp. JU1783 is the source of this 1008-nucleotide messenger RNA. The record is from the annotation of a GenBank genome assembly. Lineage: Eukaryota; Metazoa; Nematoda; Chromadorea; Rhabditida; Rhabditidae.